Messenger RNA from Lathyrus sativus (Indian pea), 978 nucleotides. NCBI's taxonomy places the organism in Eukaryota, Viridiplantae, Streptophyta, Magnoliopsida, Fabales, Fabaceae. The record is from the annotation of a GenBank genome assembly.
AUGGUAUUGGCCUCACCAAAACCACAUAGGAGUGAAACAAUUUUACCAAGUGAUGUGAUUCCAAUAAUAGACCUAAAAGGUGAAAGGUGUGAGGUAAUAAAACUCAUAGUGAAAGCAAGUGAGGAGUUUGGUUUCUUCAAAGUGAUCAACCAUGGCAUUAGGGAUGAAACUAUUGAAAAAAUGGAAGAAGCUGGUUUUAGUUUCUUUGCAAAACCAAUGAGUGAAAAGAAACUAUCUUCACCAGCUUAUGGUUGUAAGAAUAUUGGAUUUAAUGGAGAUAUUGGUGAAGUUGAGUAUCUUCUUCUUAAUGCUAACACUUCCUCCAUUGAUCAAAUUUCUAAAACUAUUUCCAUUCAUUCUCCACAUUCUAAUUUCAGGUAUAGGGUGAGUGAAUAUACAGAAGCAGUGAAAGAGGUGGCAUGUGAGAUAUUAGAUUUAAUGGCAGAAGGAUUGGGGGUCCCUGAUAGAAAGGUAUUCAGCAGUUUAAUAAAGGAUAUUGAUAGUGACUCUAUUCUUAGGCUCAAUCACUACCCACCUACACUAGUUAAGGACAAGGACAAGUCACACUCCAACAAUGUUGGCUUUGGGGAGCAUUCUGACCCUCAGAUCUUGACCAUUCUUAGAUCUAAUGACGUUUCUGGUCUUCAAAUCUCUCUUCAACAUGGUCUAUGGAUUCCUAUUAACCCUGACCCCUCUGCUCUCUGUGUUAAUGUUGGCGAUGUCCUUGAGGUUAUGACAAAUGGAAGAUUUGUAAGCGUGAGACAUAGGGCAAUGACAAACUCAUACAAAUCUAGAAUGUCAAUGGCAUAUUUUGGGGCUCCACCUCUAAAUGCUUCCAUUGUUGCUCCACCAGUUUUGGUUACACCUCACAGGCCCUCACUCUUCAGACAAUUUACUUGGGCCGAUUACAAAAAAGCUACAUACUCUCUAAGGCUUGGUGACACAAGAAUUCAACUUUUUAGAGCAAACAUGUCAUGA